GCACGUGCAUGCUUCUUGCAGAAAGCAACGCCUCCCCCCUCCCCAUAUUUUAUUUUUAUUUUUUAUUUUAAAGAGGGGAAAAAAUCCUUUCUGCACCCAGGAAAGUUUUUGCAGUCUUCCUGGUGCUUUUUUUGGUUUGGCUUCUGACAGCUUCGGAGGCUUUAUUUGUUUUUUUUGUGGGGCCUCCUGCUUGUGUAAACUUUAACUUUCCUCUCUCUCUCUCUCCCUCUUUUGCUGAGGGAGAAGCUGCUUGCUUGCCAGCUGGAUUUUUGUUUUGUUUUUAAUCAUCUGGUUAUUUAAGCCCCGAUGCAUUUCCGGCUUAUGCCUACCUUGCCUGAUCCUUUUUUUACCGGGAAGGAUAAUGAAAGCGACUCGUUUCCUCUGUUUUGCAGGCUAGAAAGGCAUUGCUGGGACCCGUUUAAUUAUCCUCAGCGGCUUCCCCGUAAAUUCAUCCCUCUCCCCAAUCCAGGCUGUUCCCUCAGUGCUGUAUCUCUCCUAGCAGGCGCUUUCUUCUAAUCUCAAACAAGGAUUUUACAGAGAGGGAGAGAGAGAGGGGCCCUUGCAUUCUAUCUCUUCUCCUCCUCCCCUGUCCCCAAUUUCUUUUAACCUUCACCCAUGCUUCAUGUAACAGCUUCCUUUGAUUCAACAAGAGCUGGGUCUCUUUACACUACUGCUUAUAGGGAGAAGGGCUGGAAAACGUGAGAGCUUUCCCUCCCCCUCCCUUUCCUGAAGGAGCGGGCCGCAAAAGAUAGGAAGGGAAGGUGAGUUCUGUUCCGUAAGUAAUGACCCCGAAGGACUCAUGAGAAGGGAAGAAGGAGCUCCCCCUUUGACAGACACCCAUCUCACCUGCCUGGCUAUGGAGUGUGUGCAGGUUUCGCCUGUGCAGCCACAAGGCAAAGCCGCUGAGGUGGGGGACCGUGUGCUGCUGCUCCUGCCCGCCCCUGCUGUGCGGAAGGAAGAAGAGACCCUUUUGGGGGGCUCUGCCUCUGACCCCUGGCUUGCUUCCCAACUGAACAGUAGCCAAGACGGCAUGAAGACGUUUCAAGACACUACAGAGUUUUGUUCCAAAAGUACAGAGACCCUUCCCUCCCUCCAGGACCAUCCUUACGUCAAAGAUACUGUAGAGUGUUGUACCUCGUGUUCUUUAAAGGAGGCUCCGAAAGAGGCUGGGAGUUGCGAUGGGGCAGAGGAGGGCUUGAAAUCGUUGGACGCUUUGAACCAUCUGCAGGAACCAUCACUGGUCGACACUUCUUUGGUCGCAGAACCUCUCGGGAUGGCCGCUCAAGGAUGCCUUAGGGACAAAGAACGGUCCCGUGCUGAGCAAAAUAACCAUUUGCAUGACAAGGUUGAGCCCUCUUCUCAGAACUGCUGUUUAAGCUUGGACGCAGCAAGUGGAGACACACCAGCAGAUGACCUGUUAAGUCAGGGUUCUCCAUCUGUGGACGAGGGGAAGCUUAAGCCCGGGGCAAAACACGUGACUUUCCCUUCUGAUGAAGACAUCGUGUCUGGUGCUGUAGAGCCCAAGGACCCUUGGCGGCAUGCCCAGAAUGUGACCGUGGAAGAAGUUCUCACCGCCUACAAGCAAGCCUGUCAAAAGUUAAAUUGCAAACAGCUACCCAAACUACUGAAGCAGGUCCAGGAAUUUAAAGAUCUAACCCCUCGGAUAGAUUGCCUGGAUCUAAAAGGUGAAAAAUUAGACUACAAGGCUUGUGAAGCCCUGGAAGAGAUUUUUAAGCGCCUCCAAUUUAAAAUUGUCGAUUUGGAGCAAACCAGUCUCGAUGAAGAUGGUGCCUCAGCACUGUUUGACAUGAUUGAAUACUACGAGUCCGCCACGCACCUCAACAUCUCCUUUAACAAACACAUCGGCACCCGGGGUUGGCAGGCCGCUGCCCACAUGAUGAGGAAGACAAACUGCCUCCAGUACGUGGACGCCCGCAACACGCCUCUCCUGGAUCAUUCGGCCCCGUUUGUGGCCCGCGCCUUGCGCAUCAGCAACAGCCUGGUUGUCUUGCACCUGGAGAAUGCCAGCCUUUCCGGUCGUCCCCUCAUGUUACUGGCGACGGCUCUGAAAAUGAACAUGAACCUGCGGGAACUUUACCUGGCUGAUAAUAAACUGAACAGCCUCCAAGACUCAGCUCAGCUGGGCAAUCUCUUGAAGUUCAACUGUUACAUACAGAUCCUGGACCUCAGGAAUAACCACGUCCUGGACUCAGGAUUGGCCUAUAUCUGUGAAGGGCUGAAAGAGCAGCGGAAAGGCCUGGUCACCCUCGUGCUGUGGAAUAACCAGCUGACUCACACUGGCAUGGCCUAUAUGGGGAUGACAUUGCCUCACACCCAGAGUCUUGAGACCCUGAAUUUGGGACACAACCCGAUUGGCAACGAAGGCGUCCGCAACUUGAAGAACGGGCUCAUCAGCAACCGCUCCGUGCUACGGUUGGGCUUGGCUUCGACAAAACUGACCUGCGAAGGUGCGGUGGCUGUGGCGGAAUUCAUUGCGGAGAGUCCUCGCCUGCUUCGGCUGGACCUGCGGGAAAACGAGAUCAAGACGGGGGGACUAAUGGCCUUAUCCUUGGCUCUGAAGGUCAAUCAUUCUUUGCUCAGGCUGGACCUUGACCGGGAGCCCAAAAAGGAAUCGGUGAAGAGUUUCCUCGAGACGCAGAAAGCUCUCCUGACCGAGAUCCAGAACGGCUGCAAGCGCAACUUUGUCCUGGCCAAAGAGAAGGAAGAGAAGGAGCAGAAACUCCAGCAGUCGGCCUCCAUGCCCGAGAUUACAAUCACGGAACCUCUGGAGGAGGAGGAGGAGGCGGAAGAGGACGGGCAGAAUGGGGACGUGGUAUCCAGCCUAGAGGAAGUGGAAGAAGUUACCGAAGCCUUGAUACCCCGCGAGAAUGGAGCAGCGGAGCAGAGAGCGGCCAGCGGCAGCAACAACCUCUGCGAUUCUGAUUCAGACACCGAAGAGGAGGAAGAGGAGAAGGAGGAGGAGGAGACAUCGCAAACGAAGGCUUUCUCUCCGUCGGGACAACACAGCAAGCCCAACCACACUGAAGGACCCCUCAGGGUGGACUCUCUCUUGAAAGACCGGAACACCCUUGUCGCCGAAGACAAGGUCUCCCCUUCGAACGCCCCAGAAGGAGAAAUAAAAUGUGAAUCUCGAAUAGGAGCCACAAGCAGCGCGCCACUGCAGGUCCAUUCUCCUGGGAACGAGAAACGGAUAUCGGUUUCCAGUCCCGGCCGAGGCCACAAAAUUUUUGUGGUGACGCGGGUGGAGAGCUUGCCGGAGAAGGAGGAGGCAAGGGCAGCCCAGCAGAAGGCGGGCCCCGCAGCUCCGUCUGCACCUCCGUCGAGGCAGGCGGACUCUCUUCCCCCCGACCCGCCCGCAAAGACUGAGGGCUCGAAAGCAGAGACCUGUGAAACUGUGGCUGGACCCACAGCCAGCUUAGAAAACCCACCCCCUACGCCGAGUUCCCAUUCGGGCCUUGACAAAAUGAACUCUGGGUCCUGUGAGGACGCUGUCCACCUUACUCUGCUUCCUAACGGGGUCAAGACGGAAUUUCUUUGUAUGCUGCCAGACACCCCUUUAGGAUACGACGGGAAAAGAGCCAGCUGUGCUGUGGAGCAUGAGUUGAACUGUUCCAAAAACGAGAAGGAGCUGGAGGAGUUACUCUUGGAAGCAAGCCUAGAGAUGGGACAGGAACCAAUGUGACACUAUAGUUCUGGGCAGUCGCUGAGCAGCCGGUUGCUUUGGGGAAACACUAGCUUUACUCCUUGCCUCCACCGAGCAACCCCAAAGCGGACACUGAAAUACCGGGGCAACCGAAUGCCUUGUCCCUUUCCCAAAGAGCUUUUGUUUCCAGGUGCACCUCCCUCUCUUUCUCCCUCCUACCCUUUCCUUUCCCUCCCCCCCCCUUUUUUUUUUUUUUUUUUGGCAUUCUUGACGUCUUCCUCUGAGAAGAGACCCGCCGUCUCGUAGGACCGAUCCAGGAAAACCGGCAAAAGGGAGACCUCGAUCCGGAGAAGAAGAAGAAGAAGCAAAAAAAAAGCUUUUGUACUUGGGAGACCCAGGACGAACUCUCGAUACGAACGGCCUCGGUUUCUCCUUCUGGAACACUAGCCAAGGGCAUUUGCAAUGUUGUUGUUGGUUUUUUUCCCCCCCUCCCCCCUCAUGUUCCUUUCUUUCUUCCUUUGAAAGAUUCCCCCGCGAGUCAGAUUGAAUUUUUGUCGGCUCGGGACAUCCCGAACCGCUGCCGUCUGUUUUAAACUUUUAAACAAACCAAGGAAAAAGAAGUCCUGCAUAUGUUUUUGGCUUUUCCUGCAGUGCAGAUGUGACCAGGCUCGGUUCGGUUGCAGACCAAGGAGAGAGCUGUGACAGUGCUGAGUCAAGGUGGCAAAUUUGUCGUGUUGUCAUGCCCCCAUGCCGGAAAGACACACAUACACACACACACACACACACACACACACACACACACACACACACACACACAAACUUUUCUCACCUUAAGCAGGACGAUUUGGGCUGUUAUUUCUCAGCCCAGACUACUAUUUAUUUUUAUUCCUCUCUUAUCUCUUUAUCUACACACGCGUGCAUUCAUAUUUUCUUCCCUUCCUUUGUUGUGUCUCCAUGUUUGUUCUAUUUUUGGGGGGGUGGGGGGUGUUACGGUGUCUUAUUUAAAGCGGCACGUGAAGACUCUUGCCUCGAAGUCGGAGAGACACAGCGGCUUCCUUACAUUCUUUCCGUUCGUGAAAAGAAGGAGGAGAAGGAAGGUUUCCCUUUUUUUGGGAGGGGGUUUUUCAAUGUGGGGCGUUUGCCACCAGCCCCGGGACACCUGGUGCAUUGUGGGGGGGGGGAGCAAUUCCUUUCCCUCCAUUUGCCCGCAAAUGUGAAUACCCGUUAUCUCCACCGAGGCCGGCUUCUUCAAUUUAUUGUGAAAAGAAUCAAGUAGUUGCAUCUCUAGGGCGGUUCUUUUUCACCCGCGGGAAACAAUGGCUUAGGAAACUCUUCAACGGACUUUUUAAAAAACAAGAGUUGCAGAGAGGCCUGUAUUACGUAAGAGCGGUGAGAGGGGGCUCAUCCCGAGUGACAAAACUGACGUGAGAGCCCUUGUAUGGAUGCUGCUGGGCUCAGGGUAGUUUCACACCCCUCCCAUUCUUCCCGCCCCUCCCUCCACAUAUACACAGUGGUGGGAUUCAAAUAAUUCAAUCGGUUCUCUUUGGAUCUGCCCUAAUGACCAGUUGGCUAGGCGUGGCUCAGUGGUCGUGUGACCGUGUUGGUGUGGCCAACUCAAUGUCACUCACUGUUACAAUGUAAUAAGGGUUAACCAGAGAGGCAGUUUCUGUAAGCAGGGCAAUAAAGAUGAGGCUAGAAACGCCACCAGAAUGUUACCUUCCUGCCUGCCUUACAGGAUUAGCCCUGUAAAGUGGGAAAAAAACAAAAUAAGAUUUUCCCCCCCAACAAUCGGUUCUCUGAACUGCUUAGAGAGUUAACAGCCGGUUCUCCCGAAUAGCCGCGAACUGGCUGAAUCCCACCACUGGAUAUAUCCCCCCUCUCUUCAUUUCGCAGGCCUUUCCACAUUCUUCUUAAACAGAUGGAGGGUUGUUGUUUUUUUUUAAAGUUAGCUGCACCUCACCUGGGCCUUCCAAAAUUGCUCCUGUCUUUUCUCUCCCAGAGCAACAGGGAGUCCCUUCCCGGCUGAGCCAGAGUUUUUCUUAAAGGCUGGCCAAAAAACGUGGGGACGCUAAAGACUUGGGUUGGGGGGAAACAGGUGAAGCCGGGAAGAAGUUGUUUGCUGGAUGUUUUGAUUUCGGGGUGCUGCGACAAUCUCAGCAGGAAAGGAGGCGAAGACGUGGAUGACUUGUAGACGGAGAGUAUCCAACCAUGGCCAUUUGAAGACCCCGUGGACUUCCAACUCCCAGAAUUCCCCAGCUGGGGAAUUCUGGGAGUCGGAAGUCCGCAAGUCUUCAAAGUAGCCAAGCUUGAACAACCUCUGCUGCAAGACGGUGUUGUGGGGGAGGUUGGACAAUUUCUCAGGGAAGGCCUUUUCAAAGAACCCCCCCCCUCCCCCUCAAUAUGUUGAGCCCUUCGAGCAGAGCCAGAACCUCAAGGCUGGUGGACGCUCAACACGUGCUCCCCUUUUCUCCCAAUGGGAUCGAGCAAAAGAGAAGAGAGAUCCAGAAGUGGAGAAAAACCGGAGACCUUGGGGGUGGAUGUAGUCUCCAUGGGUCACUUCUCCCCCCACCCCCAUUGGAGCUCUCUGCCCAACCAUGGAGCCAACAAAGGUGCUCACUUGGGAUGAGCAGGCAUCUCGACGUGGUGGAUUUGAGGGGGGCAGAAAGGGCACCCAACCAGGCCAAAGUCCAGGUGGUUGGGCAUCCCAGCCACGGGAAGCAGAGACCGUGUGUCCUCUUAAAUCAAAAAAAUUAGACCAAAAAUCUGGAAAAAAAAAAUCAGAUUUUUAAGUCUCCAUCCAAACAGCUCCCUAAAGAAAAAG
This is a messenger RNA of Ahaetulla prasina, 6485 nucleotides long. RefSeq names its product protein phosphatase 1 regulatory subunit 37 (gene PPP1R37). Bases 800 to 3703 code for a protein of 967 amino acids. Lineage: Eukaryota; Metazoa; Chordata; Lepidosauria; Squamata; Colubridae. The transcript has 13 exons. The record is from RefSeq and is a predicted model, not a curated record. Gene Ontology annotation, molecular function: protein binding.